GUGAGCGAUGCUAGCGAACGGACGUAUUCGCGCUUAGCCAACCGAUAUAGAGAGCCUUAAUAUAGAUUUUAAGCAGAAGCAAAGUUCAUGUGAGAUUUGCGCAAGGAUUCGAGCAGCAAAAGCGACAGCAAGUUUUUCAGUGCCCAUCCAUAAGUGUAAAAUAAAAAAUAUUGUGAUUUAUCAAAGAAAACGCAAAGUAAACUAGAAACUAAAUACUCUUAAAACAGCAAGUGCCGAAAUUUGAAUUUUCAUUAUAUGUCUUAAUUACAAGUGGACAUUCAAAGUGACAAUUGCAACUAAAAGAACAACAAAAACAGAAAAAGAAUGAAGGACUUUAGCAGAAUGUUUUCACGACGCUAUAGCGCGGUCUGUAUAAGCGAUGAGGAGGCCCAGUCAACAUUGAAACAGUUGCCAGCUGAAGCGGGUGUGCCGGCGCAGAUGCAGAUGCCAACACAAUUGUGUCCUGAAACAGCCGCACAGCGCCGAAAGAGCCUUAAAGCUAACCGUUCGAUGCAUCCCAUGGGAAUAUUGGGCACCUUUUUCAAUGAGCGACACAGCAAGCGACAUGCACGCGUUCCCACACGUGCUUUUUUGCUUUUGGCCAUUGGAUUUUUGGCUAUAACAACAGCGGUACUGGUUAAAAUAUUUCAACCCUACGAUUUAAUAUUCAAUUGGAAAUUGAUAAUGGCCGAAAAUGGUGAAAUCUUUAAUCUCUGGGCCAAGCCUCCAGUCGAUUUGUAUAUUAAAAUCUACUUAUUUAACAUCACCAACGCGCCAGCGUUCCUAGCGGGCCGUGAAAAGAUGAAAGUGGAGCAAGUGGGUCCUUACGUGUACAAAGAGAUAAUGACGCAUGAGAACAUCACCUUCAAUGAGAAUAACACAAUGUCUACCACUCCAAGUCAUCCAUUGGUCUGGCAGGAACAUUUAUCCGAAGGCCGUCGCGAGGACGAUGAAGUUGUCAUGCUGAACAUUGCCAUGCUGGCCAUAUCGCAUUUGAUGGCAGAUCGGCCAUACUUUACGAAAUUGGGGUUGAACACGCUUUUCAUUACCACCAAGUCGCAACCAAUUGUGCGCAUGACUGCCAAGGAGUUCAUGUUUGGAUUUUCCACCGCCCUGGCCACUCUGGGAAACACACUUUUGCCAAAUUGGAUUUACUUUGAAAAAGUGGGCCUUAUCGACCGCAUGUACGAUUUCUCCACGGACUUUGAAACCUUCUACACAGGUGUGCCAAAUCCGGCCAUAUCUGGUCUAUAUGCCACAUAUCGGGGUAAAACCAAUCUGCCCCAAUGGCCGGGUGGGGAGCACUGUAGCAACAUUGAGUAUGCAUCGGAUGGCACCAAGUUCAAGAGCUUCAUAAAGCCCAAUGAAACGGUCAAGUUCUUCAGAAAGAGCAUGUGCAGACCGAUUAAUUUGUAUCGUGUAGGUGAGGAGAAAACAUUCGGCAGCCUUAAAGGAUAUAACUAUGUUUUUGAGGAAAACGCCUUUGAUAAUGGUGCCAUCAAUGAGGCAAACAAAUGCUUUUGUCGCAAUGGUGAUUGCCAGAGUGUUGGCCUUAUUGACGUCACAGAUUGCUACUACGGCUUCCCCAUAUCGCUGAGCUUCCCUCACUUUAUGAACGGCGAUGUGGGACUUCAAGAGAAUAUUACAGGCAUGCAGCCAGAUCCUGAAAAGCAUUCAUCAGCAUUUGUCAUACAACCGGAAUCCGGUCUGCCACUAUCACUCUCUGUUAAAGUGCAAAUCAACAUGCAUUUCAAGGAUCUUCAUAGCUUUCCCCGUGUGUCUAAGUUUAGCCACUUGACUGCGCCAAUGUUAUGGUUCGAAAUUAUGAUGCCUAAUCUGCCUGAGUCGCUGGAUACGCGCUUUAACUUUUAUUUAAAUCUUCUGCCUCUGGUAAAUCCGUUGGGCUUUUGGGGUGCUCUAACCCUAGGCGUCGUAUUGCUCGUCUAUGCCAUUACACGCGCCACUCUGCAUAUGUCCAGCUACGCGCGUCAAGCAGCCAACAUAUCCGAUGGCAAAUAUGGGCGUGCCAAUCUCCUGCAAAAUCUGACUGGCAGCCCAAGCGCCAAUAGUAGCAAUCAGGCUUACAGUCCUUGCGAACUAAAGUUAUUGGAUGACACGCAGUCUAACAAGAAACAUGUUAUCAUACGUGGAAUCGAUGGCGAGUUGGCCUACCAGGAGCGGCGACAAUCCUCAUACGCAUUGGAACUGGAGCCCGCUCUCUCGGGCUCAGAAAGCAGUGACGAGGGCAACGAUAGCGAUACUGUGACUUUAAGUCGCAACUCCACCACGUCAAGUUCUUGCAUGGAAGCUGAGCACUGCGUAGAUGAAGAUAUCUGCUUGGACUGUUUCGAUGAUGCUGUGAGUUCAAGCACGAGCAGUCUUAGUCACAGCAGUGGGACACAGGCAGUGGGGAGUGACAAGCAACAGCAACAGUUGGGUGUGAGUUUUGCCAGCAGCGGUUUCGCCUCUUCACCUGCCUCAGCCAACAGCUCUAGCUCUCAAGUGAAUAUGGUUGUAGGUAGCGGUAGCAGCGACAGCAGCAACAGUGCCAAAAGCUGGACUCCAUAUGCGCAUCCAGAACAACUUGGUGGGACAAUAACAACAUCCAUGAAGCAUGUGUAGAAUCGUAGUUGAAAUGUCCCACUAAUUAACGGCUAGAUUAGGUUAGGUUGUCGGUUUUUACCAUAGCUAUAAAUAUGUAUAUAGAUAUAAGCAUAUCAUUUUUACAACUGUAGUUUUGGGCAUAUUGGUCAUACCUGCACCAUGCAUCGGAUUAAUAAAAUAUUCUGAGAGUAAUUCUUAGUUAUAUUGCAAAUAAUAUUUGAACCAAAAACUGGUUCACUACUGUGAUAGCUUUAAUAACAAAAAAAUGGAAUGUAGUUGUCCAAAUCCCAACCCCAUUAUAUAUCCUCUGUACAUAGCUCCCAAUUUGUUUUUAAUUUGCAAAAACUAACAUUUGAAUUGCAUUAUUUAUAUCGAAAUAGUUUAAGCAGAGAAAUAACUCUCACCUCCAUGAGGUUCGUUGACCAAAACGAAAUAAUUUGAAUUUAAAUAUGAAUUAAAGCAAAUUAUAAUGAAUACAAUAAGAAAAUCGCGAAUUGUCGCUGAAUUUGGUAUUCUAUGCUAAGAAUUGCUGUGAUUUUGUGUUGAAUCUGGGCACCGUAGAAUUUAUAAGUUAAUACAUGAGUUGUUAACAGAAAAGAAAAUGUCUGCACUAAAUUAAGUUAGCUUUAGUGUUUUAAUGUAAGUUUUUCAAAAAUUUACGUGUAUAUAUAUAUACCUUGCAAUAAAUGUGCAUAAAAGCGUGA
Scaptodrosophila lebanonensis is the source of this 3308-nucleotide messenger RNA. Its product is annotated as scavenger receptor class B member 1. The transcript is spliced from 10 exons. The record is from RefSeq and is a predicted model, not a curated record. Lineage: Eukaryota; Metazoa; Arthropoda; Insecta; Diptera; Drosophilidae. Gene Ontology annotation, molecular function: scavenger receptor activity. The coding region runs from base 325 to 2622 and encodes 765 amino acids. Gene Ontology annotation, cellular component: membrane; cytoplasm.